Messenger RNA from Penicilliopsis zonata CBS 506.65, 1297 nucleotides. RefSeq lists its product as hypothetical. NCBI's taxonomy places the organism in Eukaryota, Fungi, Ascomycota, Eurotiomycetes, Eurotiales, Aspergillaceae. Bases 74 to 1246 code for a protein of 390 amino acids. The record is from RefSeq and is a predicted model, not a curated record. The transcript is spliced from 2 exons.
AGAGAAUCGCCGUUGGCGAUAAGAAAGCGCCUUCCAAUCACCGGGGAUUGAAGUAGACUAGGACUCUUGAAAUAUGGCUACCCCCGAGAUGUUGCCCACCCUCCAGUCCCCUCCCAGACCUUUCUCUUACAAGGAAGCGUUCAUUCCCGCCCUGACAACGCAAUGUCACGCCUCGAAUUUGCUGCUGCUUCCCAACGGGGACCUGCUGUGCGCCUGGUUCGGAGGCAGUAUGGAAGGCCGGCCAGAUAUCUGCAUCUACCUAUCGCGACUGCCCGCGGAGCAAUCGAGCUGGAUGCCGGCACAGAAGAUCACGCACGAUCACACGCGUAGCGAGCAAAAUCCCAUACUCUUCCUCAAUCCGUCCGACAACCAGCUUUGGCUGCUGUACACCUCGCAGGAUGCAGGCAACCAAGACUCGGCUAUAGUCAAAUAUCACACUUCUACGGAUGCCGGGAAUACCUGGAGCGCAGAAGCGCACGUUCUUUUCCCCGAGCCGGGUACCUUCAUUCGCCAGCCGCUGUGCGUGCUGAGUGACGGCAGCUGGGUGAUCCCCAUUUUCAAAUGUCGGACGGAGCCGGGUGAAAGGUGGCUGGGUAACGAUGAUAUUUCAUGCGUGCAAGUUUCAAGGGACCAGGGCGCAACCUGGUCGGAGAGAGAAGUGCCAAACAGCUACGGGUGCGUACAUAUGGCAAUUAGACAGCUCAAGGAUGGAUCCUUCCUGGGGCUGUACCGCAGUCGAUGGGCAGAUAACAUUUACCUUUCGACCUCGGAUGACGGGUUGCAAUGGAGCGAACCAGUUCCAACAGCCCUGCCAAAUCCCAAUGCGGGUAUCUGCUUCGACGUUCUGUCCUCAGGAAGAGUGGUGUUGGUGUAUAACCAUUCUUCUCGCAAAGACGCACAGAGCCGACGUGACGGACUAUACGACGAUAUCGCCGAUGGAGCGGGUGAUGGUCGAUCAAACCAGAAGAGCAAACAUGCAGGCAAAGAGGCCUUCUGGGGCGCUCCAAGGGCACCGCUGUGCGUGGCCUGGAGCGACGAUGGGGGCAAGACGUGGGAGCACCGUGUUCUGGAGGACGGCGAUGGAUAUUGCAUGACGAAUAACAGCGAGAAGAAGCUCAACCGGGAGCUAUCUUAUCCAAGCAUGGAGAUUGGAACGGAUGGAACGAUCCAUGUGGCCUAUACUUUUUGGAGACAGCGGAUCAAGUAUGUGCAGUUGCAGGAAGACUUUUUUCAGCAAUCGGAUUAGACAACUUGUUACAUUAAGAAAUGUUAGAGUUUCUUCAAAAUUGGAAAUUGG